GGUUAGAGAACAAAAUCAAGGAAGAGAAAAAGGUCAGGAGCGAAGGGUAUUAGGUCGAGACAAGACGGAUGCAAUCCGUUGUGACGCCUGACCACUCAGAUAAUUAUACAUCCCUCCCUAAAGUGUUCUUAAAAGAGAGCCAUUAUAUGAACAUCACAUGCUUUAUGCGCGAUUCAUCAUUGGAACACCGUUGGACGAACUUAUAGUCUUCCAAUAACAAUGGCGACAUUGCAUAAGAAGCAUCUUUGUUCAUCAAACCUAGCUAUAAACGCUGUGUUUUUUGAUUUGGACAACACUCUCAUCGAGACUAGAAAGGGCGAUAAUCAAACAUGUCGAAAGUUGACCGAGGAACUAACACAAGAAUAUGGUAUUCCUGAAGACGUAUCUGUCAAGAUUACAACAACAUACUUGAAACUAUUUAGAAAAUGUCCUGACAAUGUAAUUAAUACUCUGGACGUUUGGCGCACAUCAUUAUGGACCAAAGCGCUUGGAGAAAAAUACUCGUACCUAGCAAAACGAGUUUACGAACGUUGGUUGCAUCUACGAUACUAUUAUCUGAUGAUGACUACAGACGUAAUUUCCAUGCUUCGUAAAUUGAGGAUAAAGUACCUCGUUGGUUUGAUUACAAAUGGUCCUUCCAAUGCUCAAUGGGAGAAAAUACACAAGCUUUCGCUUGAACAAUAUUUUGAUAUCAUCCUAGUAUCUGGAGAUUUACCAUGGGAAAAACCAGAAAGAGAAAUAUUUCGGAAAGCGUGUCGAUUUUUAAAUGUAAAGCCCGAUAGUUGUAUCAUGGUUGGUGACAAGCUGGAAACUGACAUUUUGGGUGGGAUAGAAGCUGGUCUAAGAGGUACUGUUUGGAUUCCAACUGUGGAUAAAUCACGUUUGUUAAGAGAAGAUCCACAACCAGAUUUUACUGCAAGGCAUGUAACGGAUGUUUUAACAAUUUUAAAUAGAGGGCCUGAUGCCCCAGAACUUGAAGAUUCUUCUUCAAAUGCAUCUGAUGGUAGUUGAUAAAAGAACAGACUAAGCCUUUAUAAAAUGUCAUAGUUGCUCAGGAUGAAAUUUCUGUCUCGAGACGUACAUUUACUAUAACUACUACUAUCAUAGUAUAUAACUUAAUUAAUUUAGAUAUUUUAAAAAUAACUCGGAAACAGUUUUUAUCAAGUUUCUGAUUAUUUUGGUAUUAAAUAGUAAGAGGUAUAAAAUUAUUAACUAGGAGAUAGUAAAUAAUUAGUUACAUUGCAUUUCAAUCUAAAAGGACGAUGUCUGUGCCUGUUUUACAGAUUUUUUUUGUUUUAAUUAUAUGUUUCUAGAUUGAGUACUAAUGCUUCUGUUCUUUUAUAAUUUGUACAAGAUUACAAUUAUAUCUUUUUAGGAAGAGAUUUAAUGGAAUAUUAAGCACUUUUUUUAAUUUAUUUUUUUUUUUUCACUAUUUAACCAAAUUUUAUAAUAAAUUUUCGUUUUUAUAGUCAGUUUGUAACAAUGUACAUUAUAUUAUUAUUAUAUAUAUAUGUGUGUGAAUUUUUAAACAAGAAAAACGCACUUCGUAUGCGAAGCGUGUAAACAAAUUUAUACCUGCAUAAUAAUAAGUAGAGAGUUUUUAAUGUUAUUAAUGAAAAAUAACUGUUUUAGUUUUAUAGCUCAUGUAUAAUAUAUGCUGUAUGCAUAAAAUA
Messenger RNA from Osmia lignaria (orchard mason bee), 1673 nucleotides. RefSeq names its product N-acylneuraminate-9-phosphatase. NCBI's taxonomy places the organism in Eukaryota, Metazoa, Arthropoda, Insecta, Hymenoptera, Megachilidae. Gene Ontology annotation, molecular function: N-acylneuraminate-9-phosphatase activity. Gene Ontology annotation, biological process: N-acetylneuraminate biosynthetic process; dephosphorylation. The record is from RefSeq and is a predicted model, not a curated record.